AUGGCAAAUUGGCCGGACCAAGACUUGACCAGGCAAGUCGGGCAGUUGUCAGACAUACAUCAGGAUCGAGAUCAGAGUGGGGAGAAUCAUGCGAGUAAUAGCGCAAAUAGACAUAUCGCAGAUGGUCGGAACACAGGGGGAACCGAGGUGGGUGGGCAUGCGAGUGCCACACAACAGGUUACUGCAACUGUUGAUCAGGGGGGCAGCGAAAGCGAUUGCGAAAUAAUAGGGGUAGUGCCAAACCGACACGGUGUAGUGAUGAAUCAUCGUGUAGUGCCCACCAUGCGAGGAUCGCAGAUAGGACAGCGACCCAAUGGCAUAUGUGCAACCACUGCAGGUCCAUACCAACACCCCGCUAACCAAGCUCAUACAUCAAGGCCUCAUAAUAACCAAACAAGUGGAGGGGGAGGCAUGGACGUGUUAGACCCGAUGGUUGAAGCACGGGGGGCACCGCCGCACGCACGUCAGACGUAUAACGCCAACGGGAAUCGGCGCGAUUCACAGGCGCACAACAACAGUAAUGCGCUUCUAUCGCGUGGAUCAGACAAUCAGGUAGGACCACAGACAAACGCUGCACAGCAAAACCAAAACGCGCAAGAUGACGACCUCAUCGUUGGGCCGAUAUUCUGGGGGCCACCUGCGGCAACACAGUAUCCAAGACAAUACCACGCAAACACAAAGGCCGUAGUUAGCGCCUACAGCUUUGUGGAGAAUGAUACACCCAAUAAUGACACAAAUUCGAUACUGGAAGACAUCGAAUUCCUCUUCAGGUGUCCCAUAUGCUACUCAACCAUCGCAAGAUUCAAGUCCGGGAAAAUGCCAAACGAAAACGACAGAAUCAUAUAUUCAACCAAGUGUGGGCAUAUGUAUUGCUUUGAGUGUAUGGAGGGGGUCAGGAAAAGACGGGAGUGUCCUAUCUGCAGAAAACCGAUCAGGGAUUCCAAGCAGUACCAUGUGAUAUACCCCUAA
Messenger RNA from Babesia bigemina, 969 nucleotides. RefSeq lists its product as hypothetical. The record is from RefSeq and is a predicted model, not a curated record. Bases 1 to 969 code for a protein of 322 amino acids. The transcript has a single exon. Lineage: Eukaryota; Apicomplexa; Aconoidasida; Piroplasmida; Babesiidae.